GAACCCGCCGCCGCCGCCGCCGAAGAAGAAGAAGAACAAGAAUCCCAAGUACCUGCUCUCACCACCAUAAGCGCCCUCGGCGACGAGCUCAUCCGCGAGAUCUUCCUCCGCCUCCCCUCCCUCCCGACCCUCGUUCGCGCCGCCCUCACCUGCCGCGGCUUACUCCGCGCGGUCCGUUCGAGCCCCGCCUUCCGCCGCCGCUUCCGUGAGCUCCACCCGCCUCCAAUACUCGGCGUCUUCCUCGACAUCUACGAUGAUGAUGAGGUCCUGCCUGCCUUCGCGCCCGUUCGCCGCCGCUCCGAUCCGGACCACGCAGCCGCCGUCCGCGGCAUCGAUGUCUUUCUUACCCGUCUGCCCGACGACGGCGAAAGAAAUUACGACGACGACGACUACUACGACUAUGACUACGAGGAAGACAACGACGGCGAUGAACCCGGAUGGUCAAUGUCAGAGUGCCGCGAUGGGUACGCCGUUCUCAUCAACUGGAACACCAAGCAGCUGGCCGUCUACGAUCCUCUCACAGGAGCCCUGCAUCUCUUGCCCGUGCCGCCCGAUGAGAUAUAUAAACGGAGGCAAGUUGAGUUCCACGUCUUCUCUUUCGAAGAGGACCAUGGGUCGUUCCGCGUAGUCUGCGUUUCCAGCGAUGGUCUGGCGGCGGCCGUCCUCUCAUCGGAUACCAGCAAGUGGCAGAUUUUCCCGUUGAAUGAGGAUGUAGGCUUGCAAGCUGAAGGCGGCCAUUACUGGCCUCACACAGGCACGUUGGUGAAUGGGUCUGUUUAUAGGACAUUUGCAAACGGAACCAAUGUAUUUGUGCUGAACAUCACAACGCUUCAAUGCUCUCAAAUCGAUCUGCCGCUUUGUGUGUCAGGGACAGACAGUUUCAAGAUUGGUGAGACCAAGGAUGGGAAGCUCUGUUUGGUUUAUGCAUCUGAACUCACGCUUGUUGUUUGGGUCUGGAGAUCUGGUGACGAUGGUAUCAACAGAUGGAUGCGCGUAAAGAGAUUUCGGCUGCAUAAUGCGAUUUCUGAGAUCCCCCAACAUUGUUCAGAUGAGUGUCUUACACUGAAGGUUGUGGGGAUUAUCGGUGGCAUUGUGUAUCUGUCUACUGACAGUUCUGAUCCUCGAUGCUGGUUCUUAUCCUUCUGUCUGGAAAAUGAGGAGCUGAAUAAGCUCUGCUGUGUCACUCAAUCUGUUCAUUACUAUCCCUACAUCAUGGCGUGGCCUAAUUCUUUCGUGCACAAUAAGGUGAAUCCUCUACUCGAGGAGGCUUGACUAGGAGGGAUAAGAAAACUAGAGCCACAGAUUUAUACUUGAACUCUGUAUCUUACUUUAUUUACUGAGGGCUUGCAAGUUGUUAUGGUUCUAUAGAUGAUGUCUUAGUUAGAUUUCAUCAGAAUGAAUCAAGAUGUCCAGGUAUUAUUGUAACUUGGAAGUGUCAAGUCACAUGUAUAGCCUUGUUAUAUAUCAUCAAGCUGGCAGGUUAUAUGACCUGAGAAUGCUCGGACUGUCGGACAAGGCUUUGUUUUGUUGUCCUUAAUAGUGUUUUUCUGUAACUA
Molecule: messenger RNA, 1556 nt
Organism: Brachypodium distachyon (stiff brome)
Lineage: Eukaryota; Viridiplantae; Streptophyta; Magnoliopsida; Poales; Poaceae
Exons: 1
Molecular function (GO): protein binding
Source: RefSeq, a predicted model, not a curated record